AUGCCACCUGCCGGAGGCACACAGCUGGUCAUCUCGGAAAUUGACGCCGCCGAUAAUAUGCGACCUCCAGAAACUACAGUGUCUAGCGAUGUGGUGUUGGAACGAGACGAAGAAGCAAACCUCGAUGUAAAUGGCAUUAUAAGGCCGAAAAUCGUGGAGACUGCUGAGGUUAUCGACACAAACGGUUGUCCGGUGAAUCUCUGUGCCAUAAAAGAAAUUGUUACCGACGUUGUUACUGAAGCGGUUCAAGAUGUACCACCAGAAGUGAAAGAGGUAGCUUGUACUUCAUCGCUCGUCUGUGUCUCACUGGCAGGACUGUUCUUCUCCGUCGUUCUUUAUCGAUACCUUCGGCAUCUAUACUUUCCCGAACCCGAAGGGUUCUUUUGCGGGACCUUUUCAUGGUUAUUCGCCCCGUUAUUCGAUGCACUUUGCGAGAGGCAGGCUGUGGGCGGAUUCUUUCACGAAAUGAGCCGCGAAUCGUCCAUUCUGUAUGGCGAAGUGCGAGACUGUAAGUCCGGACAAGGGAUCAUCGAAAAAGGCUACAAAAUUAAGUCCUUCUUCGAGCAUUCGAACUCGGCAGUGCAUGAGCUUGUAGUGUAG
Molecule: messenger RNA, 600 nt
Organism: Cooperia oncophora
Lineage: Eukaryota; Metazoa; Nematoda; Chromadorea; Rhabditida; Trichostrongylidae
Source: the annotation of a GenBank genome assembly